Molecule: messenger RNA, 6716 nt
Organism: Engraulis encrasicolus (European anchovy)
Lineage: Eukaryota; Metazoa; Chordata; Actinopteri; Clupeiformes; Engraulidae
Gene: rassf8b
Product: Ras association domain family member 8b
Exons: 8
Coding region: 667-2241 (524 amino acids)
Biological process (GO): signal transduction
Source: RefSeq, a predicted model, not a curated record
GUAGACAAGUUGGCUGUUUAAACGUUUUCUUUAAAGUGAUUAUUUCAGUUGGCAUUCUGAGUGAAAAAACACGGUGUGUGGAAAGUCGAUGCAACUUUUAACCAACUGCUGUCCUGAACCGAGCGUGGAGGCGGGCUAGGUAUCUCCACUUGCGAGUGGUAGCAGCAAUACAGCUUUAAACCGGUCCACAAUGCCUUGCGGUGUCCCAGUUCCGUUACAAUGUAUGUACCAGGCUGAGCAUUUAACAGAGCUGGAGGUCUGAGCAGCCCGUGUGUAACUACCCUGUACCUGGAUCAGAAUCCAACACUGAGCAAGCUACACGAAAACAACUUCACCGUCGCCGCGUUUGAAUCGCGUCGCUGACAGACUAUUGGGACAACAGCAACUGUGGAACUACUCGCUGCCCAGAUUUGGGGUGCUGUAGUGGAGCUGGUGGAAAAGAAACGUAGUCUUGCUUAUUCCCAUGCUGAAGAAGAAGACCUAGGACACAAGCGAAGUGGAGUGGAACACACAGCGGGCUGAAGGAAGUGUAUGGUGCACCUCGACGCUGCAUCUGUAGGCAGAAUGCGAGAGAGAGCCCUGCCAGGAGCCCCGACAGACGCAUCCCAGGUAUGACAUCAUCACCACCAUCACCCAGACGAGCGGCAUGAUGACAUCAUCACCCAGAUGAGAGCCAUGGAGCUGAAAGUGUGGGUGGACGGCGUCCAGCGCAUCGUCUGCGGGGUCACCGAGGUCACCACCUGCCAGGAGGUGGUCAUCGCUCUGGCACAGGCCAUAGGGCGAACCGGGAGGUACACGCUGAUCGAGAAAUGGCGGGAGACGGAGCGGCACCUGGCGCCGCACGAGAACCCGGUGGCCUCGCUCAACAAGUGGGGCCAGUACGCCAGCGACGUGCAGCUGGUGCUCCAGCGCACCGGGCCCUCGCUGAGCGAGCGGCCCACCUCCGAGGGCAUGCCACCGGGGGUUGGCGGUGGUGGGGUCCCGCCGCGGGUGCCCGAACGCGGCCUCUACCGCCAAAGCCUGCCGCCCCUGGCCAAGCUGCGGCCUGCGGGACUCUCCGACCGCUCGCUCAAGCGGCGCGAGCCCAAGCGCAAGUCGCUCACCUUCACCGGCGGCUCGCGGGGCCUGCGUGACAUCUUCGGGAAAGGCCACCACCAACAGCAGCACCAGCAGCAGCAGCAGCAGCAGGGCCACCACCACCACCACCACCACCCACUCCACCACCGCGCCGCCACCCCCAUCGCCCACGCCUACCAGCCCGGCUCCGUCACCCUCACCCAGGCCAGGAACGGGGCACUCACUCCCAUCCCCAUCCCCAUGGCCGCCCCCAGCCCCACGCAGGAGCUGAGCCGCCUGGUGCACCUGCAGCAGGAGAAGCUGCGCUCGCUGGAGAGCUGCCUGCAGAGCUGCCAGGCCGAGAUGCAGGCCUGGAUGGACACCGGCAACGCCAACCAUGCGGACCACCACAGGCUCAAGGAGGAGGAUGAGGAGGUCCUGGUGGAGACCGAGGAGGAGGUGGCCGCGGCGGAGGAGGAGGAGAGGCGAGCGGCAAUGCGCGAGGACGAGGAGGAGCAGGAGCUCCUGCGUCUGGAGCAGCAGCUGCGCAGGAACGAGGCGGAGAUGCAGGAGGAGGAGUUCUGGGAGAACGAGCUGCAGAUCGAGCGCGAGAGCGAGCGGCAGCUGCGGGAGCAGCUCCUGGAGCUGAGGGCGCGCGUGGGGGAGUGCGAGGCGCGGCUGUCCGAGUAUGCCGCCCGCAUCCAGGGCAUGGAGGCCGGCCUGGAGGCCGAGAGGCUGCAGCAGGAGAUGCAGGAGACGCGGCAGGCCAAUGAGGAGGAGCUGCGUGUGCGUCUGGAGAAGGUGAGGGGGGAGCUGGAUCUGCAGGCACAGCACACCGCACGCCUGGACAACAGCUGCAGAGCCGUGGACCGCUCACUAGGACAGUCCAGCAAGAGGCUGCAGGAGAAGGAGCAGGAGCUGGAGCAGCUGACCAAGGAGUUGAGGCAGGUCAACCUGCAGCAGUUCAUCCAGCAGACGGGCACCAAGGUCACCGUGCUGCCCGCCGAGCCCACCGAGGAGGACACCGCCGGCACCGACACCGGCACAGAGCAGACUGGCACAGAGUCAGCUGACCCCAACCCCCCCCUGAAGCGCCUGGGCUCGGGCCGCCAGCUCCCCAAUGACCUCCGUGCCCUCCAGAGCCCCCACUCCUCCAGCUUCAACCCUGAGGGCAUCUACGUCUGACCUCCCGCCCCGGCCCGCCACCGCCCCCCUCCUCUCCAACACGUCAUGUGAUGUGAUGUGAGGGGGACAAACAAAUAAUGUGUGCGGUGAGGUUGGGUUUGACGAUGAAGGUGAGGGUGCAGUACCGGUAACUUUAGCGGGGGAAGGAGAUCAUAUGAGAUUCCCCUCUUUGAUGUGAUCUGGCUUUUUUUUUUGGAAGACGUUAAACGAAUGCUUUGGGGCGCAGACCAUGAAGAUGUUGAUGGUGAUGGUGAUGGUGUGCAUGAGCCGUGCCAUGGAAUCUACCAGAUCUAACCAGCCUUGCCCAGAGACUACCUAUCUGGGCACAGAUUCCGCAGCAUUCAGCCCCUUGUUUUUGGGAGGUGGGAUUCUCUCCUCCACGCAUCUCCAACGGUCCCAUCUCUGGAAUAAAAAAGUGUUUGUAGCAUUGCUGGCCGGUUGGUGGCAGGUGUUGGCCUCAGCGACUUGGGAGGGUUUUCCCACUCUGUUGGGGAUUCUCUGGAGUGUGGCCCACCCACCCAGGGGAUCAGGAGCAUGUGAUCCACCCUGGGAAAAAAAAAGAACGAAAAACAAAAAAGACUCGAGUUCUCAUCUUUGCUGACUUUGUCUUGUGAUCCAGCGAAUGCGCUCUAAGCCUUUGGUGUCAAACCCAGCCUGGAUUCUGGAUCAGUGCAGGAUUUCAAGUAAAACCCGGGGUCUUCUAUUAGCACUGCUGACACACUGCAUACAUAUACUAUCACACCGAACAAAAACAAGGAACUUGCAUCCGUGGCUUUUGUCGCACAUAAUGAUUGAUCUGAUAAAUCCUUUAAUCAUAUCUAUUUUUAUUUUGUUUUUCUUUGAUUUUCUUUUCUUUUCAUUACUCCUCAUCAUAUAAUUAUGAUAAUCUGUGCAUGUAGAGUAUUACAUGUCGCCUUAUUAUAUUUUUCUGAAAUCAUAAAUUUGCUGGAUGGUUGGAGUGGUAAGGAAGUGUCUUCAGACAGACAAACUAGGACACAGCUGUGAUGUUUUCCAUUUUUUCAUGUUGAUAUUGUGGCAGCUAAAUCCAAAGACCUCCAAAUGAAGAUGUCAUACUCACUUAAAUGACUUAACCAUGCUCUUCUGUCAAUCUCUGCUUUUCUCUGUCUUUUUACAUACUACACAUGUGCAUGCAUUCACACAUGUACGGACACACACACACACACACACACACACACACACACACACACACACACACACACACACACACACACACACACACACACACACACACACACACACACACACACACACACACACACACACACACACACACACACACACAGACACACUUUAUAGCACUGAACACUCUUAACAAAGACAUCCAACUUCUCCAAUUUCUCUGCAAGAAACUUUUCUGUCACAAACAGGCAAUUCUUAUCCUCAGUAUUGUUAGUGUUGCUUUUAUUUAAUAUUUUUUGAAUACUGUAUGUUACCAUAUUGAGCAAAGCACUCACAAGCGUAUGUAUGCAAAACUCCCUGUGAUGGGCUACAUUACACUCCAAAUCAGCAAAGCAAGUUUUUAUUUUUACUUUUUUUGUUUAUUUUCCUCUCAUAUCAUUCGCAUUUGGAGCCUGUGGACCCUGGGAUCAUACACCACACAUAUACCAAAGCCAACGACUCCAUGUGGGUAGAGCAGACUGAUUGUAGCCAAUCUUUAAGUGUACAAGUGUAUAGUAUAGCGUAGUCAAUGAGUUACCAGACAAAGCUCCAUUACUUUUUGAACAAAUUCCAUAGAAAUGGUGCCAAUGACCGGAUAGGAAAACCUAAAGUUGUGCCCUUGAGCUGUGGACAGACAGAUUUGACAUACUACAUAUCCACAUAUAUACACCCAAGUUUACAAUUUUUUAGCUCCUAGUGUCCGGAUGACAGGAAAGAAGGCUGAACACAUUUAGCCACAUAGCGGAGCCACAUUUGAAUUGCCAUGCUGUCCCCUUUUCAAAAAAAAAAUUCAAAUGAACGGAACAGCUUGACCUCAACAUCCGAGACCUCAUUUCAAAACUAGAGUGAAGAAAGUGGGAGUUUUUUAUUUAGUGAAGUGCUUGUUACCAAUUGGCUAGCCAGGCAAGUACUCAUCUGCACUUCCCUGCUGGUCCGUAGUGUAGCUGUGCUGCUUUUCACAACCUCCUCAAAAAAAUGAUGAUGAUGAUGGUGAUGGUGAUGAUGAUGGAGAGGGCUUUGUUUUGGCCUUUGAUGUGAGCGCAGUGGAACACAGUAAAUUCUGUGGUGUUAAUUCAACACUUUGAGAGUAUGGCCAACACUCUGUAGUGUUAAUGAAAAGAUUUCGGUGGUAGGUAGCUGACUGCAUUAAAGUCCAAUUGCCUGACAACUAAACGUCUUUUGGUAACUGUAUGAAUGAGAGUCUUGGCAGACACUACGAGAGUUGUAUUCAACUCGAUCAGUGUUGAAUUAACUCUGUAAAAGGUUGCUGUGACCCUGGUCCUGGAUACCCGUCCCCUUGCACGAACAAACAGCUAUCUCUCACUUGAUGCAACAGGAGACUGACAGCAUGCCUUACUGAAAAAUAAUGUGUAAAUAUCCAGUACAUAUCACUUAACUUAGCAAAGACAAAAAUACAUAUUUUUAAUGUUAAAUAAUGCACAAUGCUUUUGUUGUAAAAUAUGUUAAAGAAUAGCUAAUAUGAACUAACUUUUUUAUUUUUGUUGUUUUAUUGGAGGCUCUAUCGGGCAGUUCGCUCUCUCUCUGCAUGCACUGAUGAUUUUGAUUGAAGUUUUGAGUUGGAAGAGAUUGCAGGUGUGUGUGUGUGUGUGUGUGUGUGUGUGUGUGUGUGUGUGUGUGUGUGUGUGUGUGUGUGUGUGUGUGUGUGUGUGUGUGUGUGUGUGUGUGUGUGUGUGUGCAUGUGUGUGUUUGUGUUUGUGUGCGUGUGCGCGUGCGCGUGCAUGUGUGCGUGCAUGCGUGCGUGUGUGUGCGCAAGGUGUUGAGUGAUUGUUUCUUUCUAGCCCUUGUUGACAUGUAGUACUCCGACUAUGCAGUGAAAACACAGUAAGCUCUUUCUCAAUGGAGACAAAUCAGCCAAAUUUCUAGUGAGACUAAGAAUUGAGAAAUCCCAGCGCAAACCAGACAAAGACAUUAAAAACAUCAAGAGCUGAGGCUUAUGUCUCAAUCCCCUGCCAUUUGAUGAUGUGAAAUUAAAAUGAUUUGAGGUGGACACAUAAAGGGCAAACUUAUCCCCUGUCCAGUCCGCUAUUACUUUUCUGUCAGUGAGCCAUACAAAAAUCUAUAACAUUUAUGGAAGGAGUCAAACAUCAAAUAUGAUCUGUCCAUUUUAUAAUAUAUUGUUUUGAAGUAAAAAAAAAAAAAAUGUUUGACUUAUUAGAGAUGUCCCAGUUAAUGCUUGAGCUAGAUCUGAAGCUGUAGCUGAACCAAGUAUUGUGCCUUUAGAAUGUCUGGUAAAGCCAGUAGAACCCCUCCCUUUUGGCAUGUGGGUUUGCCAUGUAAUGACAAGUGUUCCAUGUUGGGAGAGGAUUUUGUUCAGAACUGAUAUGUGAAAUCAAAGACUAAUUGGCAAAUUGCUGAUUACCCUGAAUUAGAAGACCAGGGGAAUCUAAUCCGUUUUGUUCCCCAAAUCUGUUCCAAGGAAUGCCCACUGAUUUGUCCACAUCAAUUCUGAAGGAGUUUCUGUGUAUAUCUUCUGGUUUUGAUGAUGUGUGCUAUUGUGUUUUUAGUCCCAAAGUAAUGACUUUUAAAAAACAUUGCAAUAUUUUCUUUCGUGCUAGAUGUAGCAGUUUCAACGAACAAUGGGGAUAACGGCACAACAUUUGCUAGAUAUGCAUUGCUUUAGGGAGCUAGCUGGGAUGUUGCUUACUUGUCUGGGAGGGGUGGGGGUGGGGAUGAGAGAGGGUUGAAGAAGCAUGUGUAGUGAUCUAUUAAAACCCUCUUGUCUUUUAACUAAAUAUUAGAUAUCUGGCCAUCUUGGUAUGAGAGCAAGCAAUAAAAAGGGGUGAAUAUGGACGGGACGUGAUCGAAACCAACAAAUGAAGUGAAAAUUGUCAAGUGCCAAAUUAACACACAAAUACAGUCAAAAGUUUUCCUCUCGUCAACUGACACUCUUUCAGUACACAACAAAAUGGAUUCUAUCCAACUGCCAAACUCCCUGUAUGUGGGGUUUUGAAAUAUGGAAAAAUGUGUAGUGAGGAUUUGCUUUUCUUUUGUUUUUUAAAUAACCUGUGACUUGGUGUACAAAGAAGCGUUAUGUCCACAUGCCGUGACAGACUGGACCCAAACAAUCAAUUAUCUUUGUUUUCAUUUUUUUAAAUUGAUGUCAAAGUUUUGGUGAAAAUGCCAAACGUGAGUGUGUCGAUGCCUGGAAAGAUGAGGUGGGGUGGCAGGGCUGCCACAUUUGGGAGAACAGUACAGCAAAUUAUUCAUGGCAACAUUGUUACGAGCUGCUGUAACUCUGUACAAUACAAAAAUAAACUUUAGAAAAGUGCUCAAUG